Messenger RNA from Tilletiaria anomala UBC 951, 2624 nucleotides. RefSeq lists its product as uncharacterized. Gene Ontology annotation, biological process: Ras protein signal transduction; protein ubiquitination. Gene Ontology annotation, molecular function: ubiquitin protein ligase activity; zinc ion binding. Gene Ontology annotation, cellular component: cytoplasm. The coding region runs from base 145 to 2553 and encodes 802 amino acids. The transcript has 4 exons. The record is from RefSeq and is a predicted model, not a curated record. NCBI's taxonomy places the organism in Eukaryota, Fungi, Basidiomycota, Exobasidiomycetes, Georgefischeriales, Tilletiariaceae.
CCGGCCUAUGGCAAGCAAGAGUCAGACGCAGCUGGGUCCCAGAGUGUACAUACUCACCAACAGUAGCUCUGCACACUACUCUCACCAUGUCCCCGGCUGUUCCCUCGAUUCGUUGAACAGACUGAUACCGGUUGGUGAGAAAGCAUGGACCUUGCCACCUCGCCGAACUCCAACGCCGCCGCAUCGCCGCCCACCUACCGCAUCCAUCUGGCGCUCUACGACAACAGCGGACCAGACGGCGAACGCAUCUCCGGAACGGCUGCUCCGCCACUGUCCUGCCUCCCUGACGACUGGCGCGAAGCACUGGCCGAGCUGCGCCAGUCGGGCACGUACCUCGUCCCUCCAUCAUCCCCGUUCCCGCCGGCCUCGCCGUCGGUGUCGCGGCAAGCCACGCUGAAGAUCUUUGGCCUCUUGCCUCACGUGCGACAGCAGCGUCGCAGAGAUCGUGGCGGCCAGCUUUCAGACCUUCCGCGUCGAGUUCCACCGGCGGCGGCACACGCGGAUAGCUCUCAGCGCCCGCAGCCUCCCAUCGACCAGCGCUUCGGGCCGAUUGCGAUCGACUGGGCAGACCAUCUGACGCAAUCGCUCCCUGUAGAAAUGUCAGACUUGCAACUUCACAGCGGUGGCGCAUCUUGUUCAUCAACUAGCAAAAAGAGAAAUGGCGCUCGCACCGCCGCCUCUGCGCCAAUCGCGCAGCAGCCGGCACAAGCUUCCACCUCGUCUUCAGCGCCUCGAGCACCGCCGGCGUCUGAUGCAGGAGCUGCAUCCUAUACACACCCCUAUCCGAGGCCGCGCGCUGCGUCCAAAAAUCCAGCUCCAUCCACACAGGCACAGCCAGAGACGCCCACCCCCGUAGCACGGUUCCAUCAGAAAAGCACCUUCUCGACCAGGGACGAUGAGGAUGGUGAUCGGAGCGCCUUGCGCAAUCGAGUGGGAAAUUUCAAGACGGGCAGCACGGAUGUGGCAUUUGGGGUGGUGCAUCUUUUCCGGGACCGCGAGGAGGCUAUGCUUGAGCCGCAGCAUGAAAGCAGAGCGCAGGACGGCGAGACUUCUGCGAGCGCCGAGUCAUCUCAGACGCUGGAGGAUAGCGAACUGGGAACAGUGCUGGCCGUACUUGCUAUGCCCUCCGCCAUGACCGCUGCCGACUUCCUUGCCUUCGUCGAACCCGCCGCCGACGCAAUCAGCCACUUGCGGAUGAUCCGGGAAACGCUGCCGAACCGUGCGAUGAUCUUGCUCAAGUUCCGUGAUGCAAGCGACGCAGAAGAGUUCCACAAGCUCUUCAACGGUCAGCCAUUCAAUGCCAUGCAUCCAGACCAGAUCUGCCAAGUUGUCUACGUCACGAGCGUCACCGUCUCGUCCUCCUCCUCGCUCCCGUCACACGCGUUCUCCAACCUCACCAACUCUGACCCGUGGCCUGUCGUUAUGCCCCCCUCCCAAUCAUCGACGACAGCACAAAGCGGCCGUGGCAGCGCAACCACAUCGGACGCCUUGGCCAAGGGCCUCCUGCAGGAGCUGCCCACGUGCCCCGUAUGCCUGGAGCGCAUGGACGCAAGCGUGACGGGCCUAAUGACCAUCACGUGUCAGCACACCUUCCACUGCUCUUGUCUGAGCAAAUGGACCGACAGCAGGUGUCCCGUCUGUCGGUACUCGCAAACCAGGCAAGCCUACGGACACAUUUUGGCGCGCAGACCUGGCGAGGAAGAUGAUGAGUCUGCACCGAUGCCGAGUGCUUGCACCGUCUGUGCUACCACGACGGACCUUUGGGUCUGCCUCAUUUGCGCUUCGGUCGGAUGCGGAAGGUACAAGUCUGGCCAUGCACAUCAGCACUACAUAGAGACGGGGCAUCUGUACAGUCUCGAGCUCGAGACGCAACGCGUGUGGGACUAUGCAGGUGACGGCUAUGUCCAUCGGCUGAUCCAGAAUAAGACGGACGGCAAACUGGUUGAGCUACCAUCCGCAUCGUCGACUGGUAAUACGCCCUCAGGCAAAGGCAGCUAUAGCCAAGCAAUAUCGGGGGAGAUGGUCUCGUCCGACAAGAUUGAGUCCAUCGGCCUCGAGUACAGCUACCUCUUGACUUCGCAGCUCGAGUCGCAGCGCUUUUACUAUGAGGACAAGAUCCACGGCCUGCAGAGCAAGCUGGAUGACAUGGUCGAGCGCGACGAGGCGCUCACAUCUCGUGUGAGCAAGGCGGACGCGGCGCUUGCACAGCUGCGUGAGGAAGUGCACCGCACGACGUCGCUGUGCUCCACGCUCGAGGCGGACAGACUCAAAUCGGAGAACCGGGCAGGGAAGGCGGUCGAGCAGGCGCGCAAGCUGCAGCGCGACCUGCAGGCUGAGCAGAGUAUCAGCCAAGGCCUGCAGAAACAUGUCGAGAUCCUCAAGGAGGAAGGCUCGGCAAUGAAGAGUAAAGUAGUGGAUCUGGAGGAGCAGAUGCGCGAUCUCAUGUUCUUUGUCUCAGCCAGGGAGAAGGUCCAGGGCUCCGAAGAGCUCGUAGGAGGGGAUGUCGCGAUCGGGCCUCCGGCAAAGGGGAAGAAGAAAAAGGGCGGGAAAUAAUCAGAUGGACCUGUGCUCGGCGUAUGUAUUCUCCUUCAUUUGUAGCAUAGGUAUUCUAGAGCGGUGCUGAC